ACUCUUUCCUCCAACUCAAAAACCCCUCAAACCUAACCAAAAAUCAAAAUUAGCAAAAACACCCACUUAUAAUCUGAGCUGGGUAAUUUAUUUUUCUCCAAAUUUUCAUCUCCAUUUUCAAUAUUUGAACAUGACUGUUGAAGUCUCAGUUGAAGAAACCAAGAAUACAGAGGUUGUUGUUUCUGAGAAACAGGCUAAAAUGGUGAACGAAAAUGAAGUUGAUGAAAAAGUUGUGGAAAACACUCAAAAUGUAGAAGAUGAGCCAAAACCAAGUGUGGUUGAAAAGAGUUCUUCUUACAGGGAGGAGAGUAAUUACCUCUCUGACCUUAAAGACGGCGAGAAGAAAGCGUUGUCGGAGCUGAAAUUGAAGGUGGAAGAAGCGAUUUCUAGUAACACCCUCAUUGUAUCAGAGGUUAAAAAAGACAAGGAACAUAUAUCCAAUGAAAAGAAGGAUAAAACAGAGGAAACUGAUGAAAAAGUGGAUGAAAAAUCCAUUAAAGAAGAAGAAUCAGAGACAAAAACAGAGGAAAUUGAGGAUAUUUCCAUAUGGGGAGUGCCUUUAUUAUCUGGUGAAGGCUCAGAUGUUAUCCUAUUGAAGUUCUUAAGAGCUAGGGAGUUUAAGGUAAACGAAGCGUUCGAGAUGCUAAAGAAAACUCUUGUUUGGAGGAAAGAUUUUAAGAUUGAGUCGAUCUUAGAUGAGGAUUUGGGUGAAGAUCUCGCCAAUGCAGCCUAUAUGAAGGGCAAUGACAGAGAAAAUCACCCGGUUUGUUACAACAUUUUUGGUGUUUUUGGCAAUGAAGAGCUUUAUCAGAAGACUUUCGGGACCGAGGCGAAAAGAGAGCAGUUCUUAAGGUGGAGAUUCCAAUUCAUGGAGAAGGGAAUUCAAAAGCUCGAUUUUAGGCCUGGUGGAGUUACCUCAAUUCUUCAAGUGUAUGAUCUAAAGAAUUGCCCUGGACCUUCAAAGAAGGAAAUUAGGAAUGCUACCUACAAAGCUGUUGGACUUCUUCAGGAUAAUUAUCCUGAAUUGGUUGCCAAAAAUGUAUUCAUUAAUGUGCCAUUUUGGUACUAUGCUUUUUACUCCCUUAUUUCACCUUUCUUGACUCAAAGAAGCAAGAGCAAGUUUGUUGUUGCUAGACCACCUAAAGUCACUGAAACUCUUCUCAGGUAUAUCCCAUUGGAUGAAAUUCCAACUCAAUAUGGUGGGUUCAAGCGCGAAAAUGAUUCCGAAUUCAGUGCAGAAGAUGGUGGAGUUUCGGAAAUUAUCUUAAAACCAGGAUCAACUGAAACAAUUGAAAUCCCAGCACCAGAUGGUGGAUCAACAGUGACAUGGGAUUUAGCUGUUUUGGGUUGGGAAGUGAGCUACAAGGAGGAAUUCAUUCCAACAGAUGAGGGAUCUUACACUGUCAUUAUCCAAAAACAGAAGAAAAUGGAUUCGAUCGAAGGGCCAGUUCGUAACUCAUUCAAGAACAAUGAGCCUGGGAAGGUUGUGCUUACCAUUCAGAACCAAUCAAAGAAGAAGAAACGCGUCUUUUGUCGACACCAGAAUCAGAAGAAUUGUUCUGCCUGAUAACUUUUUAUUAAGUUUAAUGGAGUUUUCUGUUUAUAUGAUUUAUAAGAUUUAUGUUCAUUGUUAUUGGUUGAGUAGAAGUUUUAUUCAUGAAAUUCUUUGUAGGACAUGCUUGGCUCAUUCUUUUUAGGUGGAAGUUUAUGUAUUUUUGGAGAUGGUUAUUGCAAUUCAUUUGUUCUGAGUGAAAA
This is a messenger RNA of Beta vulgaris subsp. vulgaris (sugar beet), 1755 nucleotides long. Its product is annotated as patellin-4. Gene Ontology annotation, molecular function: lipid binding. The coding region runs from base 131 to 1567 and encodes 478 amino acids. Lineage: Eukaryota; Viridiplantae; Streptophyta; Magnoliopsida; Caryophyllales; Amaranthaceae. The transcript has 4 exons. The record is from RefSeq and is a predicted model, not a curated record.